AUGACCAAUAUCUCCAUUAAGCCAAUUGACGAUGACUUUUAUAUUGGGAAGGUAUUAAGUAUAAGUAAUUGUCGAAUAUGGUUCGAUUUGGGAGUACAAGAUGACAUGUCUUUAUGGAAACUACUUAAUUCCUCAAUAGAGUUACCCCAUAUGAUAUUGCUUACUAACUAUUCAAUUUCUUGUAUUGGAGGUUUACCACUUCUUGCAAAACUUUUGAAGAAGCAAAGGUUUGAAGGAGAUAUUGUAGAUAUACCAAUAAUAUGUACGGAACCAGUAUUUCGAUUUGGUCGUGUAAUUUUAUAUGAUACGAUCAAUCAUAUAAAUUUACGUGAUCGUGAUAAUGGCUUCCAAUUUACAUGUAGUGCUGAAAAUGAGGAUUUUCUGGAAUCUCCAUAUACAGAAGAUGAUAUAGAUUGUAUAAUGGGUGAUAAUAUAUGUAGAUUGAGAUAUUACCAAUCAUUCGAAAUCCAGUUUAUUUCUUCUGGAAAUAAGGACAAUUCCGAUCUUAAAAGUAUAUCUUUAAAAGCUUUGCCCAGUGGUAUAGAUAUGGGAUCUACUAUGUGGUAUAUAACACUGAAUACAUCUAGUGGGAGUUGGGAUAUACUAUAUGCAAACCAGAUAACAUCAUCUCCUUAUUGGCACGUUACUCCAGCUGAUAUAUGUCGUGUUAAUUGUCCAGAUAUAUUUAUAACUAGUAUAUUACCAAUUCAUAUUGAGAAAUCUGCAUUAACAAGAAGCUUAGUAACUUAUGAACAAUCUAAUCGUUGGAAGGCAAUUAAGAACUUUAUUCAUACAAUAUUGCGUUGCUUCAAGAAGAAUCAGACAGGUUCUAUCUUGAUUCCUAUUGAAUUUGAUAGCUUACUACUAGAAUUACUGUGCUAUAUAGAUGCUGUAUGGAAUAAAAGUGUCAUUUUAUACCCCAUAGUUGUUGUGUCCCCUAUGAGCUCUUCAUUUAUACUCUCAGCUAAAACCUUGAUAGAAUGGAUGAGUCUGGAUAUUCGGUCUGAAUUCUGUAAUACAAGAUUUAAUCCAUUUCAUGGUCUUAAAAAUAUUUUAAUUGAAAAUACACUAAAUAAUGUCCGUACUGGGCCCUCUGCAAAAUUACCAAAAGUUAUAUUUGCUUCUCCGGCAUCAAUGGAUUAUGGUUAUUCUCGAGAAUUAUUUGCAGAUCUUGCAUCAAGUCCUAAUAAUUCAGUUAUAUUUACAAGAGAACCUAAAUUGAAUACAUUUGCUCAUAAGGUGUGGUUGGAGAGAAAAGAAAUAAUAAAUAAAGUACCAAGAGAUUCUAAAGAGGAUUUAGGAUACACAAAACUUGAAUUGCCAAUAAUUCGCUUCAUCCCAUAUAGACAAGAUGAACUAUAUGCCCUAUACUUGUCUCAGAAGGAAUCCAAACAACCUAAUAGUAUUGAUUCUAUUAAAGAUACUGAAAAUGAUAAGUCUAAUUCUGAAUUUUCAGAUAUACAACUAAAUCCAAAAGUCGAAGAAUCUAACUUUUCUCAAGAUGAUACUUCUUUAUUGGAAUACAUGGAAUUUCUUUCUAGAGUCGGCUCUGGAGUUCCUGGAAAAGAAACUAUUGAAAGUAUUCAACAAUCAGGUACAAACAUAUCAAAUUAUAAAGGUUCUGUAAUUGGUACAAUAUCUUCUUUAGGUAAUGCUAAACAAUCAGUUUUGCCAAACUUGACCGAUUUUAGACCAAAUCUCUUUAUAAAUUCGAAGAUCGAAGAACUUCGUUCGACUCUUGUUCCUAUACAAAUUGUAGACGAUCCUGAUACACCAAAUCAAAUUAUAGAUAUGGAUAACAAUUUAGAUAUUAUUAAAGACUUGGAAUCUGCCUCCUAUAAAAAUACAAAUUUACCUCAAGCAAAGGAUGAAUAUGGAUCAUUUAUUGAUGAAGCUAUAGUAAGGAAUAUUGCAGAGUCUUGGAAUGAAGCUUCAAGUCAAGACAUCAUAAAUUUAAACGAAAUAAAUACCAUAAAAGAUACUCAAAACUUGUCAUAUGAACAUGGAAUAGAUAUGACUCAUUUUGUAGAAGUUUUAGCUUCAAAGAGACGCCGUGAUCUUUUAAAUAUAAACGAAACAGAUAUAUCCUUAUUACCUAACUCAAAUGGGACUGCUUGUAGUAACUCCCAAGUACAGACAAUAAUUACAGUUUGUAGUACGAAUAAUGUGGAAAAUAGGAAUUCCGUAUAUUUAUCUCAAAACUCAGUUCAAAAUAAUACAGCUUUGCCGGAAUGGCGUUUACACCUAAGACAGAUUCUUGGUGGCCCUGAGCCUUUUAAAACUAAAUAUGAAGUUCUGAAUAUUGAAGUUCAAUGUCAAUUUUUUGUAACAAAUGGUCUUUACGUAGAAAAUGACAUAAUGUCUUUAGUUCCACUUAUUAAUAGCUGCUCACCUAGGAAUGUAGUCCUCUUUCCUCCUCAAGAAAGAUUUUUGUUAUCCAAAAUACCUAUUGAUAUAGAGACUAGCUUUGGAGCAAUAAAGUCCUUGCUUCUCUCAAUACCAAAUACACCUGAGAAUAUUAUAACUAUGGAUAAUAUAGAACAAACUGUUGAUCUAAAUCUCGUGAGGAAUACAAAAGAUAUUCAACUUUCAAGAGGUAUUUGGGAUGAACUAUCUACUGGAGGUUUUCAAUUUAUUCCAAUUGUACCUUCACCUUCUGCUGGGAUAGCUUCAGAGAAUGAAUCAAAUCUUUUAUCUAGCUUUGCUGCAAUAGGUCGAGUUAAGAAUUUGAACUUGAGCUUUGUAUCUGGAUCAAAUGAAAUGUUGGAUUCAAAUAAUGUUGAGAAAAUUUGCCUUGUUAGAAAAGAUGAAAAUAUAUCUAAAAAUGAAGAUGAUGAAAAAAGUACUUGUCAAGAAUUUAAUUCUAACUCUUCAGAAGUAACUAAUAAUGAAGUUACUCCCUAUGGAUUUCUAUCAAAACUCAUUGAACAAAACAAAAGAUUUAAAUUUGAUAUAACAAAUACUGACACAGAUGAAAUAUUUGUAUCUAAGUCACGUGGUCUUAGACACUUCGUUUCUGAAAUGAAGAAACAAGUUCCUUUACCAUUUGUAUAUUUUGCACCUCAAGGAGGUAGUGUCUGUAUUCAUCAGGUAGUUGCCUUGGCAUCUUCUAAUCAAGUUUCUGAGAGCAGUGAAAAGCUCCCUGCAUAUUCUAAAGAUAUCAAUAUUCAAAAGGGUAAUUAUAAAGCUAAUAAAUUUUUAUGUGAUACAAAUAUUUGGGAUAUUCACGCUACAAUUCAUCCAUAUUAUUACAUUGCUAGAAAUAUUUUAAAAAACCAAUUUGCUACUUUGUAG
Cryptosporidium muris RN66 is the source of this 3294-nucleotide messenger RNA. RefSeq lists its product as uncharacterized. Gene Ontology annotation, cellular component: mRNA cleavage and polyadenylation specificity factor complex. The transcript has a single exon. The coding region runs from base 1 to 3294 and encodes 1097 amino acids. NCBI's taxonomy places the organism in Eukaryota, Apicomplexa, Conoidasida, Eucoccidiorida, Cryptosporidiidae. Gene Ontology annotation, molecular function: RNA binding. Gene Ontology annotation, biological process: mRNA 3'-end processing by stem-loop binding and cleavage. The record is from RefSeq and is a predicted model, not a curated record.